Ascochyta rabiei is the source of this 1809-nucleotide messenger RNA. RefSeq lists its product as uncharacterized. NCBI's taxonomy places the organism in Eukaryota, Fungi, Ascomycota, Dothideomycetes, Pleosporales, Didymellaceae. The coding region runs from base 1 to 1809 and encodes 602 amino acids. The transcript is spliced from 4 exons. The record is from RefSeq and is a predicted model, not a curated record.
AUGGAAUACCGGGAGAACUACUACGAUACCAUGGCCAAUUCCCAACGCGUUUCCUCGCAAGGGGAGUGGAGCCCUCCACCACCACAGUUCGAAGAGCACGACCACAUAUACACAGCGCAAGAUUCUUCCCAUGCUAACUCUCCGCCCUCACCAUACUCAGCAAUGCCGCACUCACCGCCACCGCCGUUGUCUCCGUCUCUACAUACCUUCCAACACGUCGCGCCGCAGGAGUAUAAUCAAGGUGUAUCUACCGAGAAGGAGACACCUUACACCACCCACAUGGCCGUUGGAAGUCCCACACCUGAUUACUCUGCACCGCAAGUGGUACCUAGCCAGCGAGCGUAUCCUUUUGGCAGUCAACCGUUCUCGCCUGCUUCACAUGGAGGCAGCACACUCGGUUCGCCUCAGCCGAGGCCGUACACGUUCAAGGAGCACGUCGAUACAAACGAUCAACACACAUCUCGCGCGGGCUCAGUCCCUCCUCCAGUCCCACCAAAGGAUGAUAGAAAGUGUGGGAUGAAGAAGCGCACCUUCUGUUUGCUGAUGGGAUGCGUUGUGUUCUGGCUCAUUGCUCUCGCAGUGGGUCUUGGUGCAGGACUGGGCAUAGGCUUGAAGAAGAAAGGUGGCAACGAAGUGCAGUCUGAUCCGUUCUGCCGUGAGCAUCCUAGGCUUUGCAUUGGUGGCGCACUUAACGCCGAGUACAUUUCAAAGAAAGGAGCUUUCAAUGGAUCUGGAAUUGCGUUGGCUGGAGAGUCUUGGAACCCGAAUGACGGAACGCUCUUCACCCUGUACUUCCAGCAUCACACUGGAGACAUCAGGUCUCUGAAGUACACCAAGGGUCAGAAGUGGGUGGGCGGUUCCGAAUCCACCAUCGUUGCGAGCGACGCAAAGAAUGCAACUCCUAUAUCAGCGGUCUCGUAUGUUGCCAACGCCACGCAAUUCUUCCACGUGUUCUACGUCGGUAAGGACAACACGGUCAAGCAAGUAACUCAGACCAACGCUUCAACCACUGCCCUGCUCUGGACCCCAGGAACCAUCAACUCCCAGAAUCUCAAAGUCUACGACUCCCCCAGCAGCGGUCUGCAAGCGUGCUGGAAAGGCAACUACUACGGCGAUUCGGACUUUACAAACUUCCCCACCAACACAGGCAAACCAAACGAGAUACCCUUCGACAACCGACUGGGCAUGAACCUCUGGUACGCCCUCGACAACUCCACCUUCCAGCAGUACGCCUGGUACGCGGGCAACGACGACUGGCAGCAGAUAAAAAAAUGGCAAGGCUUCAACACGCAAGCCGGCGUCGGCUGCUUCAGCUGGGGCGCCGGAACGACGCAGUACGCGAUGAUGGUGAGCAAAGACGAGGACGUGGAAUUCUACUGGAAAGACUCAGACACAAACACCAGCACCCAAGUGCGCAACGACGAGCAUCCGAUCAACGCGUGGGAAAACGCAACCGCCGCCGCGAUCCAGGACGUCUGGCCCUCCACCUCGCUCGGCUACACCUCCUUCUUUUACGCGCAGCUGGCCGAUCGCAGCAUCCGCGGCUACGACGUGCUCUUUGGCGCGGAGAAUACGUCGUAUCCGCACCGCGAGAACUUUACCGUUCAGACGCCCGCCGCGCCGCUGUAUGCGCUGGGCGGCACCCAUUUCAGCGUUACCUCGGUGAGCGAGAUGAACGAAAAGGGCGAUGUGUUGUACGAUAGCCUGUAUGUGUUCUUUCAGACGCAAGGGGAUGAUAUCACGGCUGCGACGAGGAGGGUGCACGGUGGUGAGUGGACGAUUGCGCCGCUGAAGGUGCCGGAUGCGUAG